GGGAGAUGUCUCAUUUUUAUGAGAAUUUCGCGGGCUACAAUCAUGUCUCAUUAACAAAGGUUUUGGUUAUUCUGUUAGAGUUUCUGAAAAACUGGUUUUCCAGAAAACCGGGUCUUAAAGAGUCGUCGGCCGAUAUCAUUUUAGGCUUUUUAUCUACUCGAGACUCCCUAUCGAAUGAUGUAUGAACGAGCGAAAUCGGAGCGGGGCACCUGGGAAUGUUCCCUCGUUAGGUGUGUAUCGAACAGUUGGUCUAUUUAAUCUCGAUCGUCAUCAUUGAGUGAUUGCUCUUGUACGCCUCUAACUCAUAAAUUAUAAUCGAUAUUAAGCGAUUCUCGAAUCAUUUUUUGUGUCAAGAUUUGUUCAUUAUUAUUGCUUAAUUGAGAUAGAUUAUUUGUCUUAAACGCAUGGUACUUAACCGAAGGAUAAUUCUACAGCACAUAACUAUUAUUAACAUAAUUAAUGUUGUUAUUCGAUGUUGUUUUCGACGUGUCUAUUCUGACGGAAAGCACAGCAUUUUGGAUUGAUUCAAUUUUUUUGUUCAAUAUCUUUCAUUAAGUUUUCAAAUAGUGAGUCUAAUUUGUUUUAGCGUUGAGAUAAAUCGCGAAACGUACGAAGUUCAUCCAAUAAUUUUAGCAUGUCGCACUUUUCAAAUAGCUCUAUUGUUGACAAUUCCAAUUUUGUUAUUAACAUCAGAGCACUAUAACCAUCAUCCAAGAUAUUCACAUGAUGUGUGUAAUAUCACAUAUGACAUAGAUUUGUUUUUUGUAUGAUUCAGCAUUGACGUCGUGUGCCACUGAAAUAUGACAAAUAUAGAACUUUUCCUACUGUCAGUUUUGCUCUAAAAGUAAGUACAACAGCAGUGUUUAAGCAAUAUGACAAAAAGCACGUUGUGGGCUUUAGAAACCACUACUUUCUCUUUGUUGUUGAAAUGUUUUAAGUAUAAUACUGAUAAUUUAAGAUUGAUUUUUAUUCAAAUUCACAAAAGUUACGUUAAAAAACAAAGUUCAAAGGUUCAAAGCACAUUUAGGUUUCAUGGCAAAAAAACAAGAUGGAUCUUCAUUUUUGAAGGUCCGUGAAAAUGAUGCGGUUAACAGGUCGUUAACUGACGGUUAAUCGAUCAUAAACGUCAUGUUUUUACACCGUUUUUACGUCGUUUAACUCGGGCCGUUUUACGAUCAAAUAACGAUCUGUUUCCAGUCUUAUUCACAGACGUUUUUCAUCGUUAAUGCAACGUUUAAUGAAUGUUGCAUUUAAAAGUUUUAUUUUUCACCAGCUAUGUCUAAAAUAUUGUUUGUGGCAUACUUUACUUUUUUGGGUUCUUAGUGUCAUUUCUAGUACCAAUCCUAGGAUCACACUACUCUUUUUUAGUAUUAAGCCCAAGACAAAUAGUCACCUCCUCUAAACAAGUUUCAUUGACUUGUAUAUACGAGGAAAGGAAAAUUCUAAGUUAUUCGAAGAAAGUCAGCGUUGCAUAUAUACUAGUAGUAAGCUAGCAAAGUAAAAAAGGUAAAUGGCUUCUCCGCAAAAUGGUCCGUACACUAUAUACAUCACAGAUUAUACCUGGUUAUAUCAGUUUUUAGACCAUUGAUUGACGUUCUCAAAACGGUCGGUUUACAGUGACAUUAAUGGACCGUUUCUAGGUCAUUUCUACCCCGUUAACGUGCAGUAGAUGACCGUUAACUGGCCGUUAAAGGACCGUUCCGGUUACAAAGUGUCGAUACACUUUAUUACUAGAAACACUGUUGAUUUGCUAUGAAGCUAACUCUAAAUCUCCAUUUGUCUACAAAAUAUCUUUUCUAUCAUUUUCAGAAGAUAAUUAAAAAAAACAACGAUGAUUAAAAAUGAUAUACAAAUUGUUUCUAGAAAUACAACAGGUCUAAAACGCCGACAACCAGUUUAUCAUUUACAAUCAGCUUCUUCAUCUGACGAGGACGAUUACGAGGAUGAUAUUGAUGACAGCAGUACCACAAAUAACAAGAUGGGAAACGACAAUUUCAUAGUCAGAACAACGCAACGUGUUCAGAAAAAUAAAGUAAAUAGUAAGAAAACUCGUGGACGUGUUAAAAUUAAUAUGGAAUUCAUCAAAAACAAAAUACGACGUUAUACAACAUUUAGUAAACGAAAAACUGGAAUCAUGAAAAAAGCUUAUGAAUUAGCAACAUUAACUGGUACACAAGUAAUGUUACUGGUCGCUAGUGAAACAGGACAUGUCUAUACAUUUGCCACAAGAAAAUUACAGCCAAUGAUCACAAGUGAAGCUGGUAAAGCUUUGAUACAGACAUGUUUGAAUAAUUCAUCGGAAGAAGAAGAUGCUGGUAGUGAUAAUUUAAAUACAAGAGAUGAAGUAGAUUAUGAAGAAGUUGAAUUAUUUUAUAAAACACCAUCAUCAUCGACAAGCACCGCAUUAUCCCACAACGACGUCAUUAUUAUUGAUCAACCUAUUAAAAAUCGAUCGAAUAAAGAGACGAAUGUGACUAAUGAUGUUCUAAACAACAUUCACACCGCUGAAAAAACUUCAAUAGUAAAUAUAUGUGAACGAGCACAACCAUCAGAGACUCCGUCAAUCAGUUUGCAGGCUAUACCAUCGCCAAAAGUUCGACGGUUUCGAAAACGCUUUAAAAAUGAUACGACCGAUUCUACUCCAUCGAUUCAAAAAACUAAUAAAAACGAAGCCAUCACUAUACCAGUAAUAGCACAAGAUUUGUCUUUACGAUCGGAUACUGAAAUUCAACAACAUCAUCCAGCAACAUUAACACUUCCAUAUCUGAUUGUUCAACCCCAACAAACAACUGUAUCAUCUCCUUACACAAUCGAUGUGAAUUUUUUGAAAAAUAACGAUAUAAACUUUGUUUUUGCUUCAUCAUCUUUACAAUCAAAUAUGAUAUCAUCGUCAAAUUCUUCGACGUCCAUUGAAACUCAAACGCACGACAGUUAA
Didymodactylos carnosus is the source of this 2935-nucleotide messenger RNA. The record is from the annotation of a GenBank genome assembly. NCBI's taxonomy places the organism in Eukaryota, Metazoa, Rotifera, Eurotatoria, Philodinida, Philodinidae.